Neodiprion fabricii is the source of this 5397-nucleotide messenger RNA. RefSeq lists its product as uncharacterized. Bases 424 to 3801 code for a protein of 1125 amino acids. The record is from RefSeq and is a predicted model, not a curated record. Lineage: Eukaryota; Metazoa; Arthropoda; Insecta; Hymenoptera; Diprionidae. The transcript has a single exon.
CCAACAGAAAUACAAGCGAAAAGACCGACAGUCUACUGCUUAUCGCUGUUUGAAUAACUCGGUCGACAGUUCAUCUGCAGACUCGUCAAAGUUCUCCUCGGAGUCAGGCAACCAUUUCCGAGUACUUAUUGUCGAAAUAUUUAUAAUAAACCGAUCGUUAGUUCAUGUAUUUUGAAAGUAAAGAUACUAUACGAAUAAUUAGUUGUGCUCGGACCUAAGUGGUUGUACUAAUCGCAUCAAUUCAAGGACUGUAUACUGUUUUUGUGACAAGAGUGAAAAAAUAAUCCGUUGUGCUUAGAUAAAGCUGUGCCAGGCGACUUAAUCAGUGCUCUGGAGACAAUUCAGUAAUUCUAAUUACCAACAUGUUGAAAAAGUAUUCAAGUUGACAAGUGUAGUGAAGUCGUUACCAUUAACUCAUUAAUAAUGAAAUUCCACGUUGUUUUGCUUUUGUUAUUAUGCGCCCAGAGCUGCCUCGCUCAGUACUGGAGCGAAGUUCGGAGAUACGCUGCAAAUUUCGAUGGCCUCAAUAAUGGCGAUCAAACGGAAAAAGUAGAGAGUAUCCUAAGCAGACGCCUCCGGUCUACCGUUUCCUACGAAGACUCGGAGGAUGCGGAAGUAGUUUAUGAUGAAAAUGAAAGGCCGCGGGACAAACGUACUUUGGGUUUCAUCGUCCGGGGUCUGGCGAAUGCUUUGGGUUACACCUUGACACCAGUCCAGGUUGCUUCGCUUCCCAAUCCAUCCCCAUCGUCUCAGACUCCGCCUGCACCGCCCGCAGUACCAGUCGCCCCUGCAAAACCAGCCGCAGCACCGGCAGCUCCACCGAAACCCGCUGCGCCAGCAGCACCUUCGCGUCCAAAGUCUGUUCCGCGCUCGUUGCCACCUCAACCGACACAACGGGAAACCAUUAGACUUACGGGAGUUGUCAAUUUCGGUGCAAACGCGAAUAAUAAUCUUCCUGGACAACUGGUUCAGUACGAGCAGCUUUUCCACGGAAAUAGUGCAGCUGGAGCUCCUGCAUCUGCACCGGCACCGGCUCCCGCUCCUGCACCAAAGCCAACCUUGGCGAAAAUACCAAGUCCAAUAGUUCCCAACCUAAUUCCGUUACUGCCACCCACCCGCACGCCUUCGACGACUUCAGGAACUCUACCGGCCAAACCUCCUAAUCUCAUAAAGCAGGAGGUUGAAACUGAAUACAGAAACAAACAAGACAUGGUAACAUUCAAUGUCGAAAAUAAAGAUCUCAAGAGCGACAAAGAUGUGUAUUUUGCGUUACCCAAUGGCGGGCAUAUGCCAGAGGUCAAUUGGCAGAAGGGAUUGGAUGAGAGACUUCAACAGCUGGAGGAGCGACAAAAGGCUUAUUCUGAUAAACUGAAGGAACACGAAGAGCUACUUGCGAAGCAGCAACAAGAACAUGAACAUACGGAUGAGCGGUUUACAAAUCGUGAGAAGGAAAUUGCGGCGAGAGAUGAAACGCAUAUUGACAGGCCGAGAGAACUGGAGAGAGUGAACGUAGAUCGAGAUGAUGAAGUAAAAUUGGAGAUAAACGCCGAGGACCCGAAGGAAAGGUACGAGAAUUUCUCGCAUGGUCAGGAGAAACCGUCGAACGCUGAAGAUGAAGAAGAGCAUCCUCAAAGGUACGAGUUUGAGGAUGAAAGAAGUCCUAAACAACACUUUGAGUACGAUGAAGAGCCGAAAAGACAAGAAGAGUAUGAAGACUUUCCUCCAAGACAUAGUAGCUACAACAAUGAAGAGGAACAAUCACUGCCAAUUUCAAGACAUGACGGUACUUCAAAAUCGGAAAGUCUGCAGAAUAGUUAUGGAGAAAGCUUAGAAGACCAGGGGCAGAUUGAUGAAAACAUUGCCGAUUACUUCGUCAAAUUCAAAGAUCCCAAUACGGGUUUAUAUAUCCCUGAAAAGACGCAGGAUUCGGAGAAUUACAAAACGGAAUCAAAGCCCUGGUGGGAAAGGAAUCACGAUGAACGGAAUAGGGAAGAUUUUGACGAUCACUUGGCACAACUGAAGGAAAAGUACUCUUCGCCAGCUCCAGAACUGAAGUACGAAGAGUAUGAACUAGAAGAUAGGCCCGAAGAGAGCACGCAAUCGGCAGAGAAAUUGGAGAACGCUAACGACCAGGACGAAUCAGCACCCCAGCGUAACGAAGGCUCGAAAAGUCCUGAUUACUCGGAAUCUUAUGGCCCAUAUGAGCCUUACAUGAAAAAUCAAGAGCCAGAUUAUGAUCUUGAAAGCUCAACUCAAGCGUCGGAUGUGGAUCAAAGCCCUAAAUCUGAAUUGAAACAAGACUCAGACGGAGAAUCGGAGGACAAGAAUGAGAAAUCAAAAGACGAAAGCUCCACCGAAAAGAAAGACAUACCUUUGUAUCAUUUCGACUUCAAGAGUUUUAUGCCUUACUAUUCGCCGGUUACGUACGUUUAUGGUCACAAUGACGGUAUGACUGGCUUAGAACGAAUUAUGUCUUACAAUUAUAAUUCAAAGCCAAAAGAGGCUGAAGAAUCUGAGAAAGAAUCGCCGGUGGAAAAGAAAAACCCAAAUGAGGAUGAACAGGCGUCGAUUGGACUGCCACAGAAACUCACUAUGAAAAGUCUUCACGAUGGUGAAUCCAAAGAUAUUCAGGCUUGGCCAGCUCCGUUUGACUUCGUAUUUGAUAGCACCGAGCAAACUAACGUAGCUGAACUUCCGCUAGUUGAAUCCACCCCGGAAACUGAUAUUCCUGUUGAAAGCGCAUCUCCUAAUGCAGGUUCCAGCGAAGGCGAGCAAACUAAACCUGUACAAUAUUUCGUGCCUGGGUACGACUCUGCCUCUAAAACGAUGCGUGGUAAAUAUCAACAGAAAAAUGAACAGGAACCUUAUAAAGAAUAUUCUUCCGAACCUCGGAACGCAGAGAACGAAUACCCGAGACUUGCGAGUGGCCAGGAAUCGGAUACAACACAGGAACCACACGCGCCUUACUUCCCAUCAGCUAGAUACGAUUCUCAGGAAAGUAGGGCGCAGGCUAGCCAUGACACAACGCGGUCGCGAGAUAACAUUCAAGAACAGCGUACUGACCAACCGUCUGAAGUAGAGAAUCAUCGGUAUACCUCUGACGAAUACCCAUAUGCGAAUCAUCAAAGUAAUUACGAAAGCCGUGGACCGAAUGCCAAUUCGCAGCACGUUCAAGUGUCCUCAAUCCCUUCAAGUCCUUCAAGUCCACAUCAGUAUGAACCUAGGGAGUCAUACCAGAGACAAGCUACUAACGAAGGAGUUCACAUACCCGGAAAUAAGGACGGUAGUCAGUUUGGAAAAAAAAUCUAUGACCAACCGGGUCGAGAGCCAAUUUUCAGUCAACACUACACGCUGGCGAAACCUCGUCUCAACGGAAGAAGAUUCGAUGAGAGCACGAACGAGCAGCAUCAGGCGCCCGUCCAAAUACACUCCAUGCCUCAUAUCGAGGACAAGUCAACGCUUAGAUUUGAUGAUCCCAAAAGUGCUCACGACUUCUUUGGCUUUAGUCAAAACGAUUAUGAUUAUGAGAAUGGUAAGGGGAGCGAAAAGUCACAGGAAUUGAAGGAAAUGAAUCCACCGGCUGCCAAUGAAGAAGUGUUGGAUCUACUCGUGGUCCCAGAACCGGCACCCUAUCAUUAUGAUGAAAAGCUAACGGAGUUCACUGACCAGCCUGAAAGUGAUACUGAAAAGGUCAAGGUCAAAGAGUACAGGAACAAAGUCGCAACGGUUACGGUUUCCGAAAGGAAACAACUUAGCCCGGAGGGUCCGGUACACCUUACUGGAUACACUCAGCAAUAUUGAAAAUACUUAUACUAGUUAGCAGUGUUGUAUAAGAAAAUAAGAUAAUACAGUUAUCUAAGACGAUUGUCUUACUUAAAAUUAUCUAGAUAUUGUACAACACUGGUUAUAUGAAUAUUUUUUGUUUGUUCGUUAUUUUUGAACUUGAACCAUCUGUUUCGUAUAUUUUGUAAGAGUCUUUUGAAAACAAUCGUUAUAAUUUUUUUACCAUACGCCCUCAAUGGAGGAGAUAAAAUUCUUCGACUUGACUAAAACAGUAAUUAUCUCGUGAUUUCCUGAAUCUAACUAAAUAUUAGCUUAAAUCACCCAAUGGUUAUUUGCAUCAAUUAAAUUUUUUUACAUUAAAUACAUAUUCUGGAGAUUACGGAGCAGUUUCUAUUUAGAUGUGAUAAUAAAUUUCUCAUCUUUGCAGUGAAUACGUAGAGUCUGUUCGAAGUUCUUUUGCAUAUCUGUAUAACAUGAAGCUCCAGCAAAAGUUUUUAGAAGGUGUUUCAGUCAACCGAUCGCUUCUACGCUCGAGGUAUUUAACCGUGGUAUUACAUAACCGACAUUAAGAGUUGUUACGAUAAUCCAUUUCACUCUUUCGCAAAACUUUGAACCCAUAUCAAAUUUUUCGUAAGAUUGUCCUGCUAUUGUCGGAAGGUGCCCUCUGGACAGCUACUCAAAAUAUUGCACAGGUUUUUGAUCAAUUUUCUUCGCCACGAGAUGCCUUUGAGAUUGCACGCUGCAAAUUAUUCGAUUAUUAAUUUACGUGACAAUUUAUCGGUCCUCACUGACUAGAACACACUUCCUAAAAUCAAAACGAACAUAUCAAAAAAAAUUUCAAAUCGAAUCGACGUUUCACAAGAGAAUGAGGGGGAUUCUCGUAAAAACUCUUGAAUCAGGCACGUGACACCACGCUCAAGAUAUCUUGACACAUGCAAUGAUCUUAGGAAAAAAGUCACCUUCACAAUUUAGCAACAAACAACUGUGGGGAUAUCCUUACUGUAGUGCAUAUUGUUAUACUUGCCGAAACAAAAUUUAUGUACAUAUUUUGUACAUCUUUGAAUCGAACGAAUUUUUUAUGUGAAAAUUUUUCAAUGUAUAUUCAGAGGAUAAUAAAUAAACCCGUCUUCAAAUUAAAUUUCAAGUUAGCUUCUUUAUACGUUAAAACACUGAGUCAGCCAAGGUCAGCAUCGCGUAGUAAUUUUCAUUGGCAUCGAAAUUUUGCUUCACGCAAAUUCGGUUUCGAAAUGGCUGAUUCUGAAAUCAAGCGACAGACUCAAAAAUUAUAUCGAAGAAUUUUCUUUCAAAUACCGUUCAAAUAUGAGUUGCUGUAAAACAAAAAUCAAUCAAUAGUAAAAAGCGAUUAAAGACUUGGAUGAGUUUGAAAAAGUUGUUGUUUUUUGUAGCAGAUGAAUAUUGUUGUUGCUGUUAUUACUAUGGUAAUUCUAAUGAUGAAUUCACAAAUCCACAGCUCCUAGAGUUUGUUGAUUGUUUAACGGGAGCUGUGUUAUGUUUAAGUAUUUAGGGUAUAACUAUGAAAAUUAAUGAAAAACUAAUCUUAUGUAUUAUAAACGGAUGUCGCCUGGCAUUUUAUGUCUGACAAUAAAUCGAACU